UGGUGCUGUCAUAGCAAGUCUUCAGUUUCAGAGAUCUCACUCCUACCAGCUAGGUAUAGGUCGAGGCUGAGUCUACGUGUGUGUGUGUCUGUUAACUCUGUUUACAUCCUUAGUGUGUGCCAGCUUCGCCUCAGUCCUUUCACCGGACCAGCUCAGGUUUCUCUCAACAGAUCAGGUACAGGAGAGCCAUACAGAAGGGCAGUAGGGGCUCCAGGGUGAGAAGGGGAGAGGGCACCAUGGAUAGUGACCAGGGGGCUGCAGCCUCCACCGCCAUUGGGGCCACCUCCUCCACCACCUCCACCACGACCACCUCCCCCAGCCCCUCCACCCCCUCCUCAGCCCAGGGUGGGGUGGUGGUGAGUGGGGCUCCUGGGGGAGCAGGGAGGCAGGUCUCCCAGAUCUCCGUGUACAGCGGCAUCUCUGACCGGCAGACUGUUCAGGUGAUUCAGCAGGCUCUCCACAGGGGGCCCAGCUCAGCAGCUCAGUACCUGCAGCAGAUGUAUGCCGCCCAGCAGCAGCACCUCAUGCUGCAGACAGCAGCGCUGCAGCAGCAACACAGCCUGCAGAGUCUGGCCGCAGCACAGCAGGCCAGUCUAGCAGCAGGCAGACAGAGCUCCACUCAGCACAACGGAGGAUCAGCUCUCCAGCCUGGAGCUGCAGCUGGCACCAUCAACCUCUCCCCCUCCCCGGCCGCUCAGCUCAUCAGUCGUGCCCAGGGCGUUAGCUCCUCCCCCGCCACCAUUUCCCAGCAGGCCGUGCUUCUGGGACCUCAGUCCAGCCCCACCUUCGCCAGCCAGGCCCACAUGUACCUGCGGGCACAGAUGGCUCAGCAGAAUAACCUGGUCCAGGUGGCCAGGACUCUGGGCCGGGCUGUACCCCUCUCCCCCCAGCUCAUCUUCACCCCCACUGCCACCGUCACUGCUGUCCAAUCAGAGAGCUCCAGUCAGGCGGCCUCUUCCCAGGUCCAGAACAUGGCCCUCCGCGGCCCCCAGGGCCCCCCGGGCCCCCCGGGCCUGCAAGCCCUCAGCCUGAAGCAGAUCCCAGCCCCCAUCCAGCCCUCCGCCCCCCCCAAGACCCCCAGCCAGGGGGCCCCCGGGGGGCCAGGGGGGAAGCCCGGCGCGUCCGCACCCCUCUACGAUGGGGGUCGGAAGGGGGAGGCGGUGGUGGCGGCGGAGGGGCGUGCCCUGAACAUGAGCCGCAGUGUGACUGUGGGGAGGGGCUCUGCUCUCAUCGCUCCAGCCUACACCCAGAUCCAGCCCCACUCCCUGGUGAUCCACCACAAGCAGCAGAGCCACGUUCCUCAGAGGGCUCCUCUCAGCCUCCAAACAGCCUCCAUCCAGCCUCACCUCCACACCCCCGGCCCCGUGCUGCCCCGGCCGCCCGGCCCUCCCCAGGCCCCACCAGCCAGCCACCAGGCCCCACCAGCCAGCCACCAGGCCCCACCGGCCAGCCACCAGGCCCCACCGGCCAGCCACCAGGCCACCAUCUUCCACUCCACCAUCAGCCCCCACCACACGCUCCACCCCAGCCUCACCCUCAGCCAGGCCAAGGCCCAGCCCGUCCAGCUCACCCCCAUCAACCUCCAGAUCCAGCCCACCGCCUCGCAGGUCAGGGGCCAGGUGUCCCGAUUGGAUCAGGACAGCAAAGACAAGCCCACCUCAUUGGUGGUUAGAGAAACUCCGCCCCCUGCUGCCCAGCAGAGCCCCGCCCCCUCUCCCUCACCGGUCGCCAAGCCUUCCGAGCCUCUGAAGCCCGCCCCUGCCACGCCCACCUCCACCCCCAUGGCCACGCCCACUAGCCUCCCGUCAGCUCCGGCGGAGAGCGCAGCUUCGACCAAGCGCGUGAGCUCGACCCCAUCACCUGGAACGCCCUCUCCUCCGACGAACAUGACCUCCGGAAACGAGAGCGAGGUGGCGCCUGUGGUGGCGGGAAGCGCGCCGCAGAACGGAGAGAACAAGCCCCCGCAGGCCAUCGUCAAGCCCCAGGUCCUCACACACGUCAUCGAGGGCUUCGUCAUCCAGGAGGGGGCUGAGCCGUUCCCCAUUGAGCGGUUCCCCCUCCUGGUAGACAGCCCCAAGAAGGACCAGCUCUCCUCUGACCCUGACAAGACCCCCGGCAGUAACCCUGACAACAGCACCGACUCUGAGGCAGAGGACCAAGAGCUGAAGGAGCAGGAGGAGGCAGAUGUUCCUAAGCUCACCUGUGAGUACUGUGGCUGGGUGGACUUCAACUACAAGUUCAAGGGCUCCAAGAGGUUCUGCUCCAUGGUCUGUGCCAAGAGGUACAACGUGGGCUGCACUAAGAGGAUGGGCCUGUUCCGCCCAGAGAGGAGCAAACCAACCAAUCGCUGGCGCAGGAGGUCUGUGGGCCGUCCCAGCGUGGAGGCCAAGAAGCAGAAGCUGUCCCCCACACCCUCCCAGCCCCCCCGGGGGUCCGCGGCCCCCCCCCCUCCCUCCCAGCCCAGCCAGGGGGAGUCCAGCCCCUGUUCAGACACGUCCAGCGACGAGGAGCCCCCCUCGCCCGCCUCCCCCCUGUCGGCCGCCAGCUCUGGGCCCCCCCAGGGCCCCCCCCAGGAGCCCCCCACACACCACCCCGCAGGGAGGGGCUCUGAACAGGAACCCAGGGAGCCGCCCCUCUCUCAGCACUUCAUGCCCACCGACGCCACCCAGUGGAAGGUGGGGGAGGUGUACGAGUUCAUCCGCUCUCUGCCAGGCUGCCAGGAGAUCGCGGAGGAGUUCCGCUCGCAGGAGAUCGACGGCCAGGCUCUGCUGCUCUUAAAGGAGGAUCACCUGAUGAGCGCCAUGAACAUCAAACUGGGUCCUGCCCUGAAGAUCUUCGCCAGCAUCAACAUGCUGAAAGACUCCUAGCCAGGGGCCAUCUACAGGGACUGGCUGCCUACAUGUGUGUGUGUGGGGGGGGGGGGGGGGGGGAGGAGGAGGAGAGAGU
This is a messenger RNA of Osmerus eperlanus (European smelt), 2946 nucleotides long. RefSeq names its product polyhomeotic homolog 2b (Drosophila) (gene phc2b). NCBI's taxonomy places the organism in Eukaryota, Metazoa, Chordata, Actinopteri, Osmeriformes, Osmeridae. Gene Ontology annotation, biological process: negative regulation of DNA-templated transcription. The record is from RefSeq and is a predicted model, not a curated record. Gene Ontology annotation, molecular function: histone binding; zinc ion binding; chromatin binding. Gene Ontology annotation, cellular component: PRC1 complex; nucleus.